Messenger RNA from Closterium sp. NIES-67, 1734 nucleotides. Lineage: Eukaryota; Viridiplantae; Streptophyta; Zygnematophyceae; Desmidiales; Closteriaceae. The record is from the annotation of a GenBank genome assembly.
GUUUCGAGUUGUGGUGAGAUGUGGAGGUGAACCGAAGUCGUAAAGUAGGUCGAACUUCGCUCCUAAAAACAGACCCUCAAAAGUCGCAAUUACGGAUUUCUCGUUCUCAAGCAGAAUUUCACCACUGCAUCGAAGUUUGAUGACCAACUAGUGGUUUUCAGAUAUCAGGCUGACUGGUCUCUGCGUGAUGGAGGAACGGAUAUCGCGGCUCGAUUCUGGGUUAAGAUGGCUCAACGCGCUUCCCGCGGCCGAGGCGAACGAGGCGUUCAUUCGCUGCUGCGGAUCGAAGAGAUUCGCGUCUAGUCUCGCGGCGCUCCGUCCGUUCGGAAGCUUCGAGAAUUUACAGACUGCUGCUAGCGACGUAUGGUGGAAUCAGGUGGACAUCGCUGGUUGGCUGGAAGCCUUUAGUGCCCAUCCCAGGAUUGGUGACGUGGCAUCGUUGAAAAGAAAGUUCUCCACGCAGCAAUGGUCACAGGGCGAGCAAGCAGCGGCCAUGCAAUCAUCUGAUGACGCCUUUUUCCAGGAAAUGGCAGAAUGCAAUCAACGCUACGAGCGACGGUUCGGCCACAUCUUCAUCAUCUGUGCUCAGGGCAAGCCGGCCGCAGAAAUACUCGCUGCACUCAAGGAGCGCAUGGGGAAUCAGCCGAUAUACGAACUGCAGAUAGCGGCCAAGGAGCAAGAGAAGAUCACCCAGUUGAGGCUGGAGAAACUGCUUCUGGAUGCUCCCACUGCUGCUCUUGGCACAGUCCCUUCCCCCGCGUCCUCCCGCCUGGCUAGAGUCGCAGCACACAUUGCACCAGGUGCUCCAUCUGCAGCGGUCCCCGUUACAGUAAUACCCGCUACAAGCACCAAGCCUCGCUCCAUCUCCACACACGUGCUAGACGUGGCUCUGGGCAAACCCGCUGCUGGGAUCAAAGUGGUGCUGGAGAGACAGACAGAUGCCGGAUGGGAGAGUAGAGGGAGAGGAGAGGCAGGGAGCGGAGCGGGAGGGAGCGGACUUGGUCGGGGUGUGGGGUUGGAAUGGGAGCGAGUGGGUGAGGGGGUGACUAAUGCGGAUGGCAGGGCUGCUGAUUUGCUUGCUAGGAGCGAAGACGAGGAAGACGGGGUGAAGGCUGGAACUUACCGGCUGAGCUUUGCGACAGGGGAGUAUCUUGGUCGGUUGCAUGGAGCGAGAGGGAGUGGGAAAGUUCAAGGUGGUAUGGGGAGUGGUGGUGUUGGCAGCGGUGGUGUUGGCAGUGGUGGUGUUGGCAGUGGUGGUGGUGGCAGUGGUGGUGGUGGCAGUGGUGGUGGUGGCAGUGGUGAUAGUGGUGCUGCUGGUUCGAGUGGGGGUGUUGGUGGUUUCUUCCCCAGCGUGUCAGUUGCGUUCCGAGUGCUCCCAGAGCAACAACGGGAGCACUUCCACGUGCCGCUCCUACUCUCGCCGUUUUCUUACUCAACCUACAGAGGCAGCUGACGGGCUUGCUUGCAUGCUUCUACUGAUACCUAGUUGAGACUUGUUGCAUGAUUCUAGUGUACCAGUGAGUGGGAGUGGGGAUGGUUUUGUCCCCAGUGCGGAUUAUGGUGCAAGUGCUUCCCCACAGGAGUGAAGGGAGCUCUCCAGGGCUCAAAUUUGAAGGGUGUUUCACCCUGAUUACCCUUGCCAGCGGCCGCUUUUUCAGGAUUACCCUGAUUUUGUAAGGCCAAUUUUUCUCUGACCCUUUCUCAGAAAGUGUAAGGAAAAUUUUACCCUGUUGU